This is a messenger RNA of Periophthalmus magnuspinnatus, 7228 nucleotides long. RefSeq names its product probable phospholipid-transporting ATPase IIA. Gene Ontology annotation, cellular component: endosome; trans-Golgi network; plasma membrane. NCBI's taxonomy places the organism in Eukaryota, Metazoa, Chordata, Actinopteri, Gobiiformes, Gobiidae. The transcript has 28 exons. The coding region runs from base 112 to 3252 and encodes 1046 amino acids. The record is from RefSeq and is a predicted model, not a curated record. Gene Ontology annotation, biological process: retrograde vesicle-mediated transport, Golgi to endoplasmic reticulum; phospholipid translocation; endocytosis. Gene Ontology annotation, molecular function: magnesium ion binding; ATP binding; ATP hydrolysis activity.
UCCGCGCGCUCAGCCUGUGGAGCGCUUCACUGGAGCAGCAGCCUCCGCCCAGAGCCGCUUCACACUCGGACUGUCACCGUGUCCUCCCUCGGUGCUCAGGAGGUUGGAAGAAUGACCGACAAUAUCCCCCUCCAGCCCGUCAGACGACCCAAAAGACAUGACAAUAAAAACAGAAAUGGCUGCUGCCCAUGGUCGCGGUGCUGUGGGAUGGGGGAGCUGCGUCCUCGGACAGUGUGGUUGGGGCAUCCAGAGAAGAGGGAGCAGAGGUACCCCCGAAACGUCAUCAACAACCAGAAAUACAACUUCUUUACCUUCUUACCAGGGGUACUUUUUAAUCAGUUCAAGUACUUCUUCAACUUGUACUUUCUGCUACUUGCCUGCUCCCAGUUUGUGAAUGAGCUGCGAUUAGGAGCGCUCUACACUUACUGGGUCCCUCUGGGUGUGGUGUUGUUCAUCACUAUUUUACGAGAAGCAGUGGAUGAAAUACGCUGUUACCUUCGGGAUAAAGAAGUCAACUCUCAAAUCUACAGCAAACUCUCCACCCGAGGGACGGUGAAGGUGAAAAGCAGCGGGAUCCAAGUGGGUGACCUCAUCAUCGUGGAGAAGAACCAGCGUGUUCCAGCAGACAUGAUCUUCUUAAGGACCUCAGAGAGAAACGGCUCCUGUUUCCUGCGCACUGACCAGCUCGAUGGAGAGACUGACUGGAAACUGCGCCUCCCAGUGGCCUGUACACAGAGGCUGCCCACUGCUGGUGACCUCCUGCAAAUCAGAUCGUACGUUUACGCCGAAGAACCAAACAUAGAUAUCCACAACUUUAUUGGCACAUUCACAAGAGAAGACGGAGACCACCCAGUCAACGAAAGUCUCAGCAUUGAAAACACCCUCUGGGCAAGCACUGUUAUAGCUUCUGGCACAGUAAUGGGGGUGGUGAUUUACACAGGCCGAGAGCUGCGCAGCGUCAUGAACACCUCCAACCCCCGAAACAAGGCGGGCUUGUUUGACCUGGAGGUGAACACUCUCACUAAGAUCCUGUUCGGGGCCCUGGUGGUGGUUUCCAUGGUGAUGGUGGCUCUACAACACUUCGCUGGACGAUGGUACCUGCAGAUUCUACGGUUCCUGUUACUGCUCUCUCACAUCAUCCCCAUCAGUUUGCGCGUGAACCUGGACAUGGGGAAAAUGGUUUUCAGUUGGAUGAUAAAGAAAGACUCUAAAAUUCCUGGGACAGUGGUUCGAGCCAGCACUAUCCCGGAACAACUGGGACGCAUCUCCUACCUCCUCACGGACAAGACCGGGACAUUGACUCAGAAUGAAAUGGUUUUCCGGCGUUUGCAUCUGGGGACUGUGGCCUACGGUAUGGACUCAAUGGACGAAGUGCAGAGCCACGUGUUCAGUGCUUACACUCAGGCGACCCAUGACCUCCCGGCCUCCAGAGCUCCCGGUGCCACAAAAGUGAGAAAGACAAUCAGCAGCCGAGUGCACGAGGCAGUGAAGGCCAUCGCUCUGGUGCACAACGUGACCCCAGUGUACGAGUCCAACGGCGUGACCGACCAGGCAGAGGCCGAGCAGCACUAUGAGGACACCUGCAGGGUCUACCAGGCAUCUAGUCCAGACGAGGUGUCGCUGGUGCAGUGGACUGAGAGUGUGGGACUGACUCUUGUGGGACGGGACCAGUCUUCUAUUCAGCUGAGGACGCCUACUGGACAAAUCCUGAACUUCACUAUCCUACAGAUUUUCCCCUUCACUUAUGAGAGCAAGAGGAUGGGCAUCAUUGUGCGGGAUGAAUCGAAUGGCGAGAUCACUUUCUACAUGAAGGGAGCAGAUGUGGUGAUGGCUGGGAUCGUUCAGUACAACGACUGGCUGGAGGAGGAGUGUGGAAACAUGGCUCGUGAAGGCCUGAGGGUCCUGGUCGUGUCCAAGAAGUCACUGACAGAGGAGCAGUACCAGGAUUUUGAGGCACGUUACAUUCAGGCCAAACUGAGCGUUCACGACCGCUCCCUGAAGGUGGCGACGGUGAUUGAGAGUCUGGAGAUGGAAAUGGAGCUUCUGUGUUUGACCGGAGUGGAGGAUCAGCUGCAGACAGACGUCAGACCCACACUGGAAAUACUCAGGAACGCUGGGAUCAAGGUCUGGAUGUUGACAGGAGACAAACUGGAGACGGCCACCUGCACGGCUAAGAACGCUCACCUGAUCACACGCUCCCAGGACAUCCACGUCUUCAGACCUGUGACCACUCGUGGAGAGGCCCAUCUGGAGCUCAAUGCCUUCAGACGGAAACACGACUGUGCCCUGGUCAUAUCCGGAGACUCACUCGAGGUUUGUCUGAAAUAUUACGAGUACGAGUUUAUGGAGCUGGCCUGUCAGUGUCCUGCGGUCGUGUGCUGUCGAUGUGCUCCCACUCAAAAGGCCCAGAUCGUACGGUUACUUCAGGAACGCACCGGAAAACUCACCUGCGCCGUGGGAGACGGAGGAAACGAUGUGAGCAUGAUCCAGGAAGCGGACUGUGGCGUGGGAGUGGAGGGCAAAGAGGGUAAGCAGGCGUCUUUGGCUGCAGACUUCUCUGUGACUCAGUUCAAACAUUUGGGGCGCCUCCUAAUGGUCCACGGACGUAACAGCUACAAGAGAUCAGCUGCUCUGAGUCAAUUUGUGAUCCAUCGCAGCCUCUGCAUCAGCACCAUGCAGACGGUGUUCUCCUCUGUGUUCUACUUCGCCUCCGUGCCGCUGUACCAGGGAUUCCUGAUUAUCGGUUAUUCCACCAUCUAUACCAUGUUCCCUGUGUUUUCUCUGGUUCUCGAUAAAGAUGUCAAGUCUGAGGUUGCCAUGUUGUAUCCAGAAUUAUACAAAGAUCUCCUAAAGGGACGGCCGCUAUCCUACAAGACUUUCCUAAUAUGGGUCUUAAUCAGUAUCUACCAAGGCAGUAUUCUGAUGUAUGGGGCGCUGGUCCUGUUUGACUCUGAGUUCGUUCACAUUGUAGCGAUCUCCUUCACAUCGCUCAUUCUCACGGAGCUCCUCAUGGUGGCGCUAACAAUCCAAACCUGGCACUGGCUCAUGAUUGUGGGAGAGCUGCUCAGCUUGGCCUGCUACAUUGCAUCCCUCGUGUUUCUGCAUGAGUUUAUAGAUGUUUACUUCAUCACCACAGUGUCGUUCUUCUGGAAGGUGACCGUGAUCACUCUGGUCAGCUGUUUACCGCUCUACAUACUCAAGUAUCUACGACGACGCUUCUCUCCGCCCAACUACUCCAAACUCACCUCAUAGUACUACUACUGCUACUACUACCAUUACCACUACUACUACACCUCUACACCUCAAGUAUUCACAGCUUUUCUUCUCCCAGCUACUCCAAACUCACUUCAUAGCAACUGUACUCUUACUACUACUGCUACUGCUACUACUACUACUACUACUACUACUACUACUACUACUACCACUACCACUACUACUACUACUGCAACUUGUACUACUACUGUCUGUGCACUUCUAUAUCCUCUAGUGUCUAUGGCAAAGCCUUUCUCCGACCAGCUACUCCAAACUCAUCUUAUAGUACUACGAAUACUAUGACUACGACUACUGUUAUUAUUGAUACUACUACUACUAAUAUUACUAGUACAACUGACUACAAUACACAGUCAAUUACACUUAAAGUUCCCCAAACUGACUUUACAACUACUACUACUACUACUACUACUUUGACGGCAAUACAAUACAAUGGAGUUGCAUUUCCCAUACAUUUAAGUUAUUUUAUAAAACAUAUAAGUGACCCUAAAUGCAUUAAAAAGAUAAUAGAUUUUGAAAAAGCAUAAUACAGGAUUUUUACGUCACCUUGGCAACAUGCAUGGACACUUGAGAAAAGCCCUUUAAUGUAUUGGUUUAUGUGCAGUAUGUUUUUGAAUCAUUGUGAAUCCUGCAGAAAAAAGGUGCCAACUGCAAAGAACAAUAUGAGGAAAAUAAGACUCGACAUUAAGCUCAAAAUGUAAAAUUCGGAUCCCUGUUUUUUUUCCCCCAACCACAGAGCGUAAUUUUAACAAUUUUGAAGGAUUUAAAUGAAAAAAGUGUUUAUCAGUUUAUAUUAGAGGUGGGUGAUAUGGCAAUUUAAACUCAAACUCAGAUUCAGUGUGUUUCAUAUUAACAAAACUAUGGUCACACACACUUUUACCCACCCUAUUGGCCUCUGUCGACACUGAGUGAGUGACAGGUGGAUUUAACCAAUCACAGUGAAGUAUGCACUCUCAGAUAAAGCAGAGUUUGGAUUGCCUCUAAAGCAGUGGUUCUCAGUUGAUGUGGCUUCGGGGGCCAAGCUUUAAACUGAAAUGACAAGCCACAAAUUAAAAAAAAAAAUACGUUUCAAUUUUACCUAAAGUAUUUCAGUGUUGUUUUACUAAUCUUACUCAUUCUAAAGAGUUCUGCUGACUCAAGCUCUGACUAUAAGACUAUGAUCAGCUAGGGUGUUUAUAAUGGAGACGUCUACAGCCAAUCCUCUGUCAGUAAAAGCAUGUGGUCUGGAGUAGAGUUAGAAGUGUGAAUAUUUAAUUUUAAUUAUUAAGUCUAUCUUAUUUAUCUUCAGGAAAUUCAUAUUUAAAGCCAUUUUUAUUUGGUUUUAAUAAGACAAAAUCCAGUCCAAAACCAAAAAGUGAAUAUUUUAAUAUCACCCAUUCCACGGAAAGUUGUCCCACUGUUUGAGAACCCAGAUUUACUGACUGUCCUGGGCUCUAUUCAAACCCUCUUACGAUCCCUGGUACGAUUCUGCCCAGGCCUAUGUCACCCAUGCUCCCACACAACCAUUUUUAAUAAAUGUACAGAAACAUGAUGCCAAACAACACACUAUAACUUCACAAACCAGGUGUGAUGUGCUUUUAUUAGCGAAAUGCACCCUAAUAGUGUUGUUAUAGCGCUCUGAAGGGGUAGGGUGUAGCAAGGGGAGCGGGCACUCAGAGCAUCAAUACUUAAGUUCAGUUUGUUACAAAAUGACAAAAUAUACAGUAAAAAACAUUAAUCACAAUUUUUAAGUGGGACACCGCUGAAGCAGACCUUUGCUCAUAAAUGGGGCCCAUAACCUACUUCAUCAUUUCAUGUUUUACUAUUACAUCAAAUUGAGUAUUUCUUCAGAGUUCUGAUGAGGCUCACUGUAAAAGAUUUACUAACAUUUCUGCCAAAGGCCUGUGGAGACCUGUCAUCAGUUGAGAGCCCAGAUUUGCCUUGUAUAUGAAGUGUUAGAAAAUAGAAAUCUGUGUCUUGGCCUCUAAGAAGGUUAGAUUUUCAGUGCCAUAUCGCCCACCCAGAGGUUAAAUGAAGGGAGAUUACUGGAAGAAAGUGAAUAUUUUGAGUCAUCAUGCUAAAAAUCACUAGAGACUUGAGUCAUUCUGCUCCAAACGUGUCUCUAAAUGACUAAGUGUACUCUUCAGGUUUGACUAUUUACUUAUGCGUCACUCGGACUACAACAUGGCGGAGGUUGGCGGUACAAAGGUUUAAUUUAGAGGGGUCUGGCUAUAUCUGUAUUCGUUUGUUGCUCUGAAUAGACUAACUGAAGUAUUUUUGGGGACGAUGUUAACCACAAAGGAGUGUAAGCGAUUUGUAAUGUUGGACUCCUGGUCAGUUGUUGGUCCACUGGAGAAUGCAUUGUGCCGGCUGUGGUCAAACGACAUGAGUCACUGAAAAUAUCCACAAUGACCAGUGUCCAGCCAACGGAAGCAAGUAUAGAGCAACAGUACAGACAUGUAAAGUCGAUUUGGUCAGACCCAGUUAAAUCGUUGCAUCUACAAAUCAAACAUGUACUGUAUUUUUAAUCAACUUGUCAAAGGAUUUAAAGGUGCACUAUGUAACUUUUCUGGCAGAGGGUCCACUACCUUCUUGUCUCCAUAGAGAUGCUUUUUCUUCGUUCCCAAUUUUAACAAUGAAGGCCUUCCCAGAUGAAUUCCCGUCAAUUUGUGAACUCACAAAUAUCGAUCCCAGAAUUCAUCUUCCUACACAACGUUAUGGAGCUCAGCCGACCCGCCCACUCCGUCUGCUCUGGUUUCUCAAGUAAAAUUUCAAAUAUUGAGAGUUCAAAGGCAUGGCAGAGACUAACCAGCUACAUGCUAACUACUAUCUAUAAAGCAGUUGUUUUUUAUCCAAAAAGCAUGUUUAAAACACAAGAUUUGUCGAAAUGUUGCAGUUUAUCAAGGUUCAGAUUUUAAAUGAAAUGAUUGGUCUUGUGGUCCUUAGUUAUUAUGUAGAUGAUUAGUCCUGAGAGUUCAAACUUCUAAUGAUUUUUUUUUUUUUUUUUGCUUCUGGAACCUGGGGAUGGACGUUCACUGUUGAGUUCAGUUGAUUGACAAGUUGAUUCUCAAUGCCAUCCAUCAUGUAUUUAUUCAACUACUGGUGUUUUUAUUGAAAAGACGCCCCAGUUGUGAACAGACUUGCCUUCCACCUAUAACUGUAACUUGGCCUGGUGGCUUUGAGUGGGAAAAGUGCCAUACUUUGGAACAUUUCCGGAGACAAACAGCCAGAAAAGUUACGUAGUGCAUUUUUAAGCAAAAUUAGUUGCCUCAAAACUAAAAACCUUGCCAACAAAGGUAUUCAAUUAGUUUAGUGAAUAUGUCCUGCUCUGCAAAUACAAAAUGGAACCAAGAGAAAAACUAUGAUUUGAAUGUUUUAUACCAACUAUUUCAUCAACUUCUGAAAUUAAAAUGUGUUAAUUAAAAGUGUUUUUCAUUAUAUUUGCUUUUUAUUAUGAGAUUAGCUUUGAAAAUGCAGUGACUCUUGACUGUUGGAUCAUAUUUGUUAGUCCUGUGGUAAUGAUUCUGAACAUGUUGAACUGCCCAUCACUAAGUAUAUCCAGUUUUAUCAGCGCAUUUGUCCAUCCAGUUUCAUCUAAAGGGAGUUAAACAGUAAGGGAGGUAUUUCUGCACUUGUUUCCGUAUUGUAAUUAUAUUUUGUACCAUUUUUUAUUUAUAAUUUACUGCUUUUUGUCAUUCAGUCAUUCUAAACAUGGUCACAUUUGAGUGACUUGUGAAUGUGCCAUAACAGUUUGUUGUCAUCAUCUCUUGUCUUUAUCCAAUUUGCACAUUUUUGUUUUGUUUUCGAUACUGUUUUGUAACUGACUAAACCUGCUAAUUUAAUUUUGAUUUUGGGUGAGUGUAAUGUUAUUUAUUCUAAUAUGUACUGAUGGUUUGAAGGUAUUGUUGCUCUCUGAUGAGCAGAACAAAAGGGAAUCCUGUGUCGAUGUUGUGAUGAAUAAACCCCAUGUUUUCUUUUA